CGUUUUAUUCUGUUGCCUAUAAAUCAUGAACCACUCUUUCACCUCUUUCUCGCACAGCCAUUUAUUAUUCUAUUUGUCUCUUUAAAAAAAAAGAGUCAUUCUUUGUCUUUUUGCUUUCUCUCUCAAAUUCUGUCCUGACUUCUCUUGCACCUGCAGAGAAGCCUAGCAUUUGAGAGAGAGACAGAAGGGAAAGUUUGGCCAGGCUCUCCACUCAUGGCCAAGGAGCAAAUUCAGGUGCUAAAUGCACUAGAUGUGGCCAAAACACAAUGGUAUCACUUCACAGCAAUCAUCAUUGCUGGAAUGGGCUUCUUCACUGAUGCCUAUGACCUGUUCUGCAUAUCGCUCGUUACGAAGCUUCUUGGUCGUAUAUAUUACCAUGUUGAUGGUGCAGAGAAGCCUGGCACACUGCCUCCAAAUGUGUCAGCUGCUGUUAAUGGUGUUGCUUUCAUAGGAACACUUUCUGGGCAACUCUUCUUUGGCUGGCUCGGUGACAAAAUGGGCCGUAAAAAAGUCUAUGGCAUGACCCUGAUGCUGAUGGUGGUAGCCUCCAUCGCUUCCGGUCUUUCUUUUGGACACGAUCCAAAGACCGUGAUGACAACUCUUUGCUUCUUCCGAUUCUGGCUUGGUUUUGGUAUUGGUGGAGACUACCCACUUUCGGCUACCAUAAUGUCUGAGUAUUCUAAUAAGAAGACCCGUGGUGCCUUCAUAGCUGCAGUGUUUGCAAUGCAGGGUUUUGGAAUUUUAGCAGGAGGUAUAUUUGCAAUCAUAAUUGCUUCUGCAUUCAAGGCCAAGUUUGAUGCUCCAGCAUACGAGGUUGAUCCAUUAGGCUCAACUGUUCCACAAGCAGACUAUGUUUGGAGGAUAAUUCUAAUGGUAGGAGCAAUCCCAGCUGCAAUGACUUACUACUCGAGAACGAAGAUGCCAGAAACCGCACGUUAUACCGCCCUGGUUGCAAAGAACACGGAGAAGGCUGCAGCAGAUAUGUCUAAGGUCUUGCAUGUGGAGAUUCAAGCUGAACCAAAAAAGGAGGUGACACAGCAACAAAGUAACUCAUUUGGAUUGUUCUCUAAGGAGUUCCUCAGGCGCCAUGGACUGCAUCUACUCGGAACAACCAGCACAUGGUUUUUGCUUGAUAUUGCAUUUUACAGCCAAAAUCUCUUCCAGAAGGACAUCUUCAGCGCAAUCGGUUGGAUCCCUUCUGCAAAGACCAUGAAUGCCCUUGAAGAGGUUUACAGAAUUGCAAGGGCUCAAACUCUUAUUGCUCUUUGCAGCACAGUUCCGGGUUACUGGUUCACCGUGGCAUUCAUUGACAGGAUUGGAAGAUUUGCUAUUCAGUUGAUGGGGUUCUUCUUCAUGACAGUGUUCAUGUUUGCUCUUGCCAUUCCCUAUGAACACUGGACUCACAAGGAGAACAGAAUUGGGUUUGUGGUGAUGUAUUCGUUGACCUUCUUCUUUGCAAACUUUGGGCCUAAUGCUACCACAUUUGUUGUGCCAGCAGAGAUCUUCCCAGCUAGAUUGCGAUCCACUUGCCACGGAAUAUCAUCAGCAUGCGGGAAGCUUGGAGCUAUGGUUGGUGCAUUUGGAUUCUUGUACUUGGCUCAAAACCAGGACAAGAGCAAAGCAGAUGCAGGGUACCCUGCUGGUAUUGGUGUGAAGAAUUCACUGCUUCUAUUAGGUGUUGUGAACAUUCUGGGCUUCCUCUUUACUUUCUUGGUCCCAGAAGCAAAGGGAAAAUCUCUGGAGGAGAUGUCUGGUGAGCAAGAAGAGGAAGUUGAAAGUUAAACCAAGGUCUAAUAAUAACCACGGCUUACAUUACAACAAUGAAAAUAAUGUCAUAGCCUUAGGUUAUGAUCAUAUGUUGCUAGAAUAAAGCCUUGUUUUCAAUUAGGCGACUGUGUUAUUAAAGUUUUCUAGUCUCAGUUUCUCUCUCUGUAUAAUUUUUCUGUUAUUUUGUCAUAGGCACCUGAAGCACUGUAUGCUCUAUGAAUAUUGGGCGAUAUAGAUAUUUGAAUGUGUAGUUCCUCUUGUUUUUGGAUCAACAA
Molecule: messenger RNA, 2042 nt
Organism: Lotus japonicus
Lineage: Eukaryota; Viridiplantae; Streptophyta; Magnoliopsida; Fabales; Fabaceae
Product: inorganic phosphate transporter 1-4
Exons: 2
Coding region: 214-1782 (522 amino acids)
Biological process (GO): phosphate ion transport; transmembrane transport
Cellular component (GO): membrane
Molecular function (GO): phosphate transmembrane transporter activity
Source: RefSeq, a predicted model, not a curated record